UGUUAUACUUAUAUAUCAUCCAGUCCUAGCUGGGUUUUCUUGACCAAAGAAGCAAAGAUGGCUGGAUCAUUCGCCCUCAACACAGGCGCAAGCAUCCCAUCAGUUGGUCUCGGCACAUGGCAGAUAAAACCUGAGGUCGUCGGCGACACCAUCUACGCCGCUGUCAAGGCUGGAUAUCGCCAUAUUGAUUGUGCUCCAGCAUACAGCAAUGAGACAGAGGUCGGCUUGGCUUUGAAGAAAUUAUUUGAAGAUGGUGUGGCUAAGCGUGAAGAAUUGUUUAUCACCUCUAAGCUAUGGUCCGGUAAUCAUGCACCGGAAGAUGUGCCAGAGGCAAUUGACACUACUCUGAAAGACUUGCAGCUUGACUACUUAGAUUUGUUCCUUAUCCAUGGUCCAAUCCGUACCAGGAAAGGAACCACGCACAUCCCUGAAAAUUUGAUCCCAACUGACAUCCCUGCUACAUGGGGGGCCAUGGAAAAGCUAUACGACUCCGGCAAAGCUCGAGCAAUUGGCGUGAGUAACUUUACUUGCAAGAAGAUGGAGGACUUGCUCGCCGUUGCACGCGUGCCUCCAGCAGUCAACCAGGUUGAGUGCCACCUGAUCUGGCAGCAAGCCAAGCUCCGUGAACUAUGCCAGUCAAGGGGUGUUCAUCUUUCUGUAAGCUCAUUACAAACAUUAUACUCCCUCCGAAUAUUAGUUAUCGCUCAUAUGGAUGUAUCUAGCAAUGAAAUAUGUCUAGACACAUCCAUUUAAGCGACAAGUAAUAUGGGUCAUAGGGAGUAGCAUUCUUUCAGUUUCGGCACAUUCACCAUUAGGUGAGGCUAGUGUCCUUCGCAACCCUAUUGUCGCAGCUGUAGCCGAGAAGCUGCAGAAAACGCCUGCGCAGGUCGCGUUACGCUGGGAUCUUCAGAUGGGUCAGAGUGUGCUACCAAGAAGCGGCAACGAAGGAAGGAUCAAGGAGAACUUUGACAUAUUGAUUGUGCCCCAGUGUACCGCAAUGAGAAACAGGU
Molecule: messenger RNA, 1010 nt
Organism: Aegilops tauschii subsp. strangulata
Lineage: Eukaryota; Viridiplantae; Streptophyta; Magnoliopsida; Poales; Poaceae
Product: NADPH-dependent aldo-keto reductase, chloroplastic
Molecular function (GO): oxidoreductase activity
Source: RefSeq, a predicted model, not a curated record